Messenger RNA from Durio zibethinus, 2244 nucleotides. The record is from RefSeq and is a predicted model, not a curated record. Lineage: Eukaryota; Viridiplantae; Streptophyta; Magnoliopsida; Malvales; Malvaceae.
GUCCAUUCAAGGGUAAUUUAGGGGAAUAAAAAAAUACCUCAAGAUUGAAACGACAAACCGUCGACUCCUUGGCCACGUUUACAAAGAAACACGGUCUCUUUACGCUACCCCCAAACUCUGACCAAGCCUCCUGCAUUUCAAUCCCGUGAUUCCCUGCUUCGCAUCGCAUUCUCAUUCUCUACGAAAAAAAUGGAGGAUUCUCCGAUCAACAGUCUUCCGGAGGACACCCUUCACCAGAUCUUCUCUUCCCUCUCGCUUCGUCAAAUCAUGAUCUGCCGCUCCGUAUGUAAGCUCUUUAACCAAAUCCUGACGUCCUCAUCUUUCAUCCACUACAUCUCCACCCGGUCGCAUCUCAACCUCCUCGGUCUCCGUCGUCCCCCUCAUCACCACUACCACCAUAAUCACAGUCGCCACGUGUCCCUUUUUACUUCCCUCCACAUGUACGACCCCGAUCAAAACCAGUGGCUUCGAUUCAACCUCGAUUUUCUUCCCUUCCUAUCUCCUCACCCUGUCGCGUCUUCACUCGGCCUACUUUACCUCUGGGCCAACUCACCUGACUCGCCUGACUCGGACAAGUCACUCAUCGUUUGUAACCCCUUGACUCGCCAAUACAGAGUCCUCCCUCGACUCGGCUCGGCCUGGUCACGCCAUGGCUCGGUGCUAGUUGACUCAAGGAACGGAGUCAUGGUCUUAACAGAACUCGCUGCUCUUUACUUCUCCUUUUCUCAAAAAACCCAGCAAUGGCUCAAAUUCUCUUCAAAUUUACCUUCAAAACCCCGAAGCCCUAUCUUCGUUUCCAACUCUGUUUUCGCCCUUUGCGACGUUGGAUCGCCGUGGAGAAGUAAGUGGAAAUUAUUCGCUUGCGCUGUCAAAAACAUGUUAAAUUCAAAUGUGAUGAACAAUAACUGGGAAUGUUUGGAAAGGCACGAAUGGGGGGACAUUUUCGAUAUCAUUAAACGACCGCGUUUAAUAUGCGGCAAUGGGAACAAAAUCUUGAUGAUUGGGGGGUUAAAAUUGAGUUAUUCGUUGAAUCAAUCUUGCUUGACGAUUUUGAUAUUGAGGUUGGAUUUGGAAACAAUGGAGUGGGAAGAGGCGACAAGGAUGCCGGAGGAGAUGCACCUGUGGUUUCAGGAUAGUAAGUUUAAAGUGUUCGGGGGAGGGAAUAGGGUAUGCUUUUCGGGGAAGAAGGUGGGGAGGUUGGCUCUUUGGGAUGGCUGCGAAUGGCGGUGGAUUGAUGGGGUGCCCGGAAAUGGGGAUGAGCUUUACAGCGGAUUUAUGUUUGAAGCUAGGCUUACCGCGGUUCCUUAAUUCAUGCAUGAUAGAUUGGGAGAGCUUGAAUAUGAUUUAUCAGCGUUGAUCACAUCAUGAACUUCGGGCAUUAGAAGACCCACUUCUGUUUUCACAGGAAGAUGAAUGGAUGGAACACACAGAUAAUACCUGACCGAUUAUCAACAAAUAUUUCCUUCUGAUCAUAAGAAAAUGGUAGGUGGAAAGAAAGUGGAUGAGGACAUAGAAGGGUUGGUAUUAAGCACAUUACCUAGCUUACCAUUACUAGUUUCCUGCAUACGAGCAUGUAUUUGGCUCAGUAAGCUGGGACAUGGUCCACAAUUCUAGGGAGCUCAGGAUUUUCUUAUUACCUGUUAUUUUAGCCAGGCAUCUUUUCUGAACUUUCGCUUGCUACUUUCUUAGUGUUGCUAUUGUCAUCAGUGUAAAUGCUUCCGCAGGUUUAUCUGUAGAAAUUAUAUGUAGUUAUUAGAUAGGUAGUUAACCAAGUUAUCAGAAGCUAUAAUAGUAGUAUAACAUAUGGACGGGCCUUUUCUUUUGUAAUGGAAGUCAGAUAAUUCACAACUUGGUGAUUGAUUUCCCUUAUGACAUUUAAGCACUUGACGACCUGACGGACGAAGGGAUUUUUUGAGGGAUCGAUCUUAAAAGAGUUUUUCAUGACCAGAUGGAUCUUUAAAAACUUGUGAGAUAUGCUUCAAUGAAAAUGGUUCCCUAAUCGGUUGGGCGUGGAUUAAAAAGAAAAGAUCUGGUAAAAUUUUCAAGUUGGACCUAAGUAAAGAAAGUUGAACCAACCCUCUAAUCCAUCCUGAAUCUAAUGUGUUUCACGCAUUUUUAUAACAUUUUAUUCACGCUAUAUAGAGAGUUUAGCCCAAAAUCAAUCUCUCUUUCAUUUGCGCCAAAUGCUGUUUUACGUAAGAAGGUUUGGUUACGAAGAAUUUGAGAUUUUUUUUUAGAAUUUGU